This is a messenger RNA of Phragmites australis (common reed), 607 nucleotides long. RefSeq names its product histone H4. The record is from RefSeq and is a predicted model, not a curated record. Gene Ontology annotation, biological process: nucleosome assembly. The transcript has a single exon. NCBI's taxonomy places the organism in Eukaryota, Viridiplantae, Streptophyta, Magnoliopsida, Poales, Poaceae. Gene Ontology annotation, molecular function: protein heterodimerization activity; structural constituent of chromatin; DNA binding. The coding region runs from base 86 to 397 and encodes 103 amino acids. Gene Ontology annotation, cellular component: nucleosome.
CUUCUCCCAUUCCCCACUCCAAGCACUGAUCUCACCUCCAAUUCACUCCUCCGAGGAAUCACCACCCACCUGACCGUCGGCAGCAAUGUCGGGGCGCGGCAAAGGAGGCAAGGGGCUCGGGAAGGGCGGCGCGAAGCGUCAUCGGAAGGUGCUGCGCGAUAACAUCCAGGGCAUCACCAAGCCGGCGAUCCGGCGGCUGGCGAGGAGGGGCGGCGUGAAGCGCAUCUCGGGGCUCAUCUACGAGGAGACCCGCGGCGUGCUCAAGAUCUUCCUCGAGAACGUCAUCCGCGACGCCGUCACCUACACCGAGCACGCGCGCCGCAAGACCGUCACCGCCAUGGACGUCGUCUACGCUCUCAAGCGCCAGGGCCGCACCCUCUACGGCUUCGGCGGCUAGGCUGAUGCGCCCUCGAUUCCUCCGAAGUUGUCUGGCCGUGCUCACAAGUCUUGCGGUCAAGAAAGUUUCAGACUCGCUUGUUUAGUUCAUCAUUGGCUGUAGUAGGUUUAAUUGAAUCGUGAGAAAGUAAAUAAGGUUUGCAUCUGAUGUUCGAAAUCAAGCUUGUUCUGUGCGACCGUAAACAAGAUAUUAAACAAGGUUGUUUACAAA